Molecule: messenger RNA, 1544 nt
Organism: Spinacia oleracea (spinach)
Lineage: Eukaryota; Viridiplantae; Streptophyta; Magnoliopsida; Caryophyllales; Amaranthaceae
Product: F-box/kelch-repeat protein SKIP20
Exons: 1
Coding region: 128-1381 (417 amino acids)
Biological process (GO): negative regulation of cytokinin-activated signaling pathway; regulation of phenylpropanoid metabolic process
Cellular component (GO): cytosol
Molecular function (GO): protein binding
Source: RefSeq, a predicted model, not a curated record
CACUCUGUGUUCACUGCUCUCUACUUCACAUUCAUAUAUUCUCCCUUACACUCUUCACUCCAAAAGUUUCCUUCAUUUUCUAAUUUGAACAACAACAAAUCAAUCAAAUCCUUUCUUCUCUCGGUUAAUGGCAGAUUAUUGUACUACUAAUCCAAUGGAAUUUCUCCAAUUUGAACAAUUAAUCCCUGGAUUACCAGAUGAUUUAGCUUUGGAAUGUUUAUUAAGAGUACCAAUUACUUCUCAUCCUUCAAUUAGAUUAGUUUCUCAUCUAUGGAAGUCCACUGUAUCCAACCCUUCCUUCUUCUCCAACCGCCGCCGUGGUCUCUUGGCCGAAAAUCAUGUGUUUCUAAUUCAGCCACUUUCUCCCCUGCCACUACCGCCGCCGCCGCUGCUGUCAUCUGAAGACAAAGAUGCUGUCAUCGGAGAUACAGACAUGAUUGAUGUCAAGGAAACGGUUCAUAGCGGUCCGCUGCUUUACAAUCUGAACGUUUUUAACACGAAUAAUGAAGAAUGGCGUUGUUUAGCUGGGAUUACAAUCCCCACAUUUUCGCAGUGUGUUGUUUUGCCGACGAUUGGAAAAUUAGUCGUGCUGGGCGGGUGGGAUCCAGCGACGUUGGAGCCCGUAUCGAGGGUCCUUGUCCUCGACCUCGCCGUCGGUACAUGGAAGGAAGGAUCUCCGAUGCCGACGGCGAGGUCGUUUUUCGCCUGCGCAGCUGUAGGGCCUUCGACGGUCUAUGUCGCCGGAGGUCAUGACGGACAGAAGAAUGCUCUCCGGUCGGCAGAGGCCUACGACGUGGUGGCCGAUGAGUGGAAAGCCCUGCCGCCUAUGGCGGUAGAAAGGGACGAAAGCUACGGCUUGUCCUUAACAGAGGACGGAAAGUUCUGGGUUAUAAGUGGCUACGGGACUGAAUCUCAAGGGAGAUUCAAACCCGAUGCUGAAGUAUUCAACCCAGAAUCGAAUACUUGGGAGAUUGUUACCGGGGUGUGGCCGUACCCCGGAAAUAAUCCGAAAUCCACCGCCAUUGUAAUCGUAGAAGGACAACGACGGUGGUGGUAUAUCGUAGGAGGGGAAAUAAAGGAGUUUCAAUGGGAGGAUAAGAUUUGGAAAGGGAUUAAUCUGGGUUCGAUUCCGAAACGGGUUACAGAGUUGUGGUCCUCAUCAUCGUCGGUAUCGUUGCUUGAUGUUGGAAAUGGUAAGAUUUUUUUGAUGGGAAAUGGGGAGAAUUGUGGUGGGGAAGGGAUGAUAAUUUUGGAGAGAGAAAAUGUGGAUAACAACAACAACAACACCAACAAGGGUGGUGUUAAUUGGAGAUGGCAACAUGUUCAUGCUCCUCCUAGAUUUUUAGGGUUCCCCUUCUCCGCUUCACACCUUCUUAUCUAAUUACACUUUUCCAAUAAAUCAACUAUUCUACUAGAUUUUGUCCUUAUGAAAGAAAUGAUAUAUUAAGGUGAAAUAUUGAGUAUUUUAUUAUUGCAAAUCAAGCGUCGCACAAAAACGUUCUUGCAAAUAUAGUUAUGAAUAAUUUCGUAUGUUAUUCGAAGAA